AUGUCGGCAUCCGCUGCACCUCUACGCUCCUCCUUCAGGAUUUGCUUACCGUUAACCGCACACUACUGUGGCAGCCGCGCCAAACUGCGGACGCACAGAAAGCUCGACAGUCAAAAGAGGCAGCUGUGUCAUUCUGUGAAAAGGCAUGCCGCCGUGGUGAUUUCAGGAACAGAGUUGGCUCGUCAAAUUCACAGAGAAAUCCAGCGUGAUGUGGAAGAGCUAAUUGCCCAUGGCAACAUGAGACCCCACCUCGGUGUCAUCUUAGUCGGAGACGAUCCAGCCAGUCACACCUAUGUUAAGAACAAGACCCGGGCAGCCACCAUCCUGGGUAUUUCCAGUGACACAGUGGUUCGACCCAGCUCGGUGUCCCAGGAGGAGCUGCUGGAGUUAAUUGAUAAGAUGAAUCGUGACUGGAAAGUCAGCGGCCUCUUGGUUCAGCUGCCACUUCCAGAUCACAUCAACGAGCGAGCUGUGUGUAACGCCAUUGCUCCAGAGAAGGAUGUGGAUGGUUUCCAUAUUGUGAACAUUGGGAAGUUGUGCCUGGACCAGAGGUCUAUGGUACCUGCAACACCUGCAGCUGUCUGGGAGAUGAUCAAAAGAUCAGGAAUACAGACUGUGGGAAAGCAUGUGCUGGUUGCUGGUCGCUCCAAAAAUGUUGGAAUGCCCAUUGCUAUGUUGCUGCAUAGUGAUCGGAACCAUGAACGCCCUGGAGGUGAUGCCACGGUGACGAUUGCUCACAGGUGUACACCACAGUAUCGGUUGAAAGAGUUGAGUCUUCUGGCUGACAUCAUCAUUGCAGCAGCAGGUGUUCCCAGUCUGAUUACAGCAGACAUGGUGAAAGAGGGUGCAGCUGUUAUUGACGUUGGCAUAAAUCGCAUCCAGGAUCAGAAAACAGGGGCGGUUCGUCUCAUCGGAGAUGUGGACUUUGAGGGAGUAAAGGAGAAAGCUGGUUUCCUAACACCUGUCCCUGGAGGUGUGGGUCCCAUGACUGUUGCCAUGCUUAUGAAAAACACUGUGACUGCUGCCAGAAACGCACUGAUGCAUUAAAAAGCAUACACCCUUCAGUUAAGUUUGGUUUACAGAGAGGAAACAGCUUUUAAAGAUGCAAUAGGCUGCAUACAGUUCAAUGCAAACUCGGAUACCAAUCCUUCGAGUAACCAUGCUACACACGUCAACAUCUAUGACCUCAAGAUCUUAUACCUGCCUGGAAACCUACUUGAUAUGUACUAUCUUUAUGUCCUUAAUUAUUGUUCAAUUUGUUGUUUUAAAUAAGAUUUUGCUUUUUACAAGUUAUAUGGAUAUUUUUUCUACUGCAGUGUUCAAUUUUAUUAAAUAUGCUUUAAAUUAACUGUAAAGAAGACAUAAUAAAGGUCAGUGGCACAGUGCUCAUGUUUAUUUUUGGAUUAUUUACAUUUUCUUAAAUGUUUUUUUUAUCGCAUUCAUUGGAAACAUAUCUAAAUGUAAUCUUAUUUGGCAAAACUAGGCCUUCAUUUUAUACUUUUGGUCUUGGAAAACCAAAACGAAUGUUUCCUAAUGAAAUUGGUUGUCUUAUUUAAUAAGGUAUAUAUCUGAAGAUUCUUGGUCAUCCAAGUCAUGGUCAACCUUGAAAAGUUCAGUUUAGGCAACUGGGUGUUAAGUUUCCUAGAAGACGUUUCACCUCUCAUCCCAAAGGCUUCCUCAGUUCUAACUGGCGGUUCUUCUAACUGAAGAAACUCAUUGCUUUUCAUAAAUCCACCUGUGACACAGCCAAUCAGCUUUGAACCACACCCCCAUGAAAGCCAAUCGGCAUCCUAAGUUCAUCUUUAAAGGCCUCCAAUACGCACUUGUCUGCUCCUGUGCGCAGGUGGCGGAUGCACUGUGACUUCAUUUAGAUGACACAGUUUCAACCCACCUCCAGCCCCUCCUCCACCAUCAUAGCUAAAGCUUAACCAUGGUGUGAGGGGUCAUUGAUGAUGUUACGGGCCCAGGACACGCAGCGCUGGGAUAAAAUUUAUUUUAUGGAGGAAAAGAGGGGCCCCAAUCAUCCUUUCUGCUGUUCUUACUACUCUCCUCACCUUCUUCCAGUCUGAGGCUCUGCAGCCUCCACACCACACAGUGAGACAGCUGAUCAGAAUGCUCUCUAUGGUGAUUCUGUAGAAGGUUGUGAGGAUGGGUGGGUGCAGGUUGGUGUUUCUUAUCUUCCGCAGGAAGUACAAGUGUUUUUGUGCCCUUUUGACCAGUGAGGUGGUGUUUACAGACCAGGUGAGAUUGUCUGUGAUGUGCACCCCUUGGAAUUUGGUGCUGCUGACCACCUCUACAACUGAGCUGCUGAUGAGCAGUGGAGCGUGGUAAGGCCGUUUCUUCCUGAAGUAGACAAUGAUCUUUUCGUCUUCUCCACAUUUAGGAUCAGGCUCUUAUCUUUGAACCAGCCCACCAGCUGCUCCACCUCCUCGCUGAUGUCCUGGUUGUUGUUGUCUCUGAUGACAACAACCAGCCAUGGUGUCUUCUGCAAUGUUCAGGAUGUUAUUGGUGGUGAAGCUGGGGACGUAGUCAUGUGUCAUCAGAGUGAACAGCAGGGGGCUCAGGACGCAGCCCUGAGGGGAGCCUGUGCUUAGGGUGAUGACAUCAGAGGUGUUCUGUCCGACCUGGAAUGACUGAGGUCUGUUUGUGAGGAAGUCUAGCAGCCAAUUGCAAGUCCAGCUGUUCCAGUUUGCCAAUCAGAUGCUUGAAUGAUGGUGUUGAAGGCUGAGCUAAAGCCCAGGAACAGCAUCCGCACGUGGUGAUUCUUCCCCCCAGGUGUGCCAGGCUCAGGUGAAGAGCAGAGGAGAUGGCGUUCUCAGUGGCGCGGUUCCGUCGGCAGGCAAACUGGAAUGGGUCGAAUGUUGCGGGAAGACUGGAGGCGAUGCAUUCUUUAACCAGCUUUUCGAAGCACUUCAUCAUGAUGUGAGUCAUGACAGGCCGGUAGUCAUCAAAUGAGGUGAUCUGAGGCUUCUUUGAUUGAUGGGGUCAGACUUGCACAUAUUUACAUAUUUGCACUAUGGAAUGUCUGUGAGGACACCGGCCACCUGACCUGCACACUCCUCGUACAUCUGCCCAGGUAAGUUAUCGGGGCUUGGGGCCUUUCAUGGGUUGUCUCUCCAGUCUUCCGCACAUCAGCUGUGUCAAUGCGGAGUGCCUCCUCUCCCUGAUGUGGAACGGCUUUCACUGGUGGAGUGCUGUUUAGUGCCUCAAACCUUCCAAAGAAGUUGUUCAAUCCAUUUAAGAAGUCAGCAUCAGCUUAACCCACUGGGGGGAGGUUGUGUUGUAGUCUGUGAUCACCCGUAUGCCUUGCCACAUCCUCUUGGUGUAGCUGGCAUCAUGGAAGAGUUCCUGGAUCUGCCGGCUGUGGUUCUGCUUCGCUGAUCUGAUGGCAUGGUUAAAGUUGGCACUCUCUGUCCUCAGGGCCUCUUUAUCAACAGAUCUGAAAGCUUAGUUCUGUGCUUUUAGCGAUUUCCGAACCUCUCCAUUCAUUCAGGGUGGUUGGUUGGCCCUGGUGGUGAUGUUCUUUUUGAGGCAAAUGUCUUCUAGAAAACUUCAGAUCAAGUUGGCAAAAGUAAACUAUUCAAGCAAUAAUGUCUAUGUUUAAAAA
Molecule: messenger RNA, 3607 nt
Organism: Cyprinodon tularosa
Lineage: Eukaryota; Metazoa; Chordata; Actinopteri; Cyprinodontiformes; Cyprinodontidae
Gene: mthfd2l
Product: methylenetetrahydrofolate dehydrogenase (NADP+ dependent) 2 like
Exons: 8
Coding region: 1-1047 (348 amino acids)
Biological process (GO): tetrahydrofolate interconversion
Cellular component (GO): mitochondrion
Molecular function (GO): methenyltetrahydrofolate cyclohydrolase activity; methylenetetrahydrofolate dehydrogenase (NAD+) activity; methylenetetrahydrofolate dehydrogenase (NADP+) activity
Source: RefSeq, a predicted model, not a curated record